AUGGGCAGACAUAUCGAAAGGCUCUCAGCCGCACUGGCCAGCUCUGUCAUUGUCGACUAUUCUCUCAUCGUCCCAAGCUGGGGAGAGAAAAGAUACUCAGGUCCUGAAUUUGCCAAAGAAUGGCUGUCAGCCAAGCACCUUGGGCUUAAGCCUUUGGCGACACAGCACUUGCUUGGGCUGCCUUAUUUCAAGCUCGUGGCAGACGAGGAGAUAGUGGUAGAAUGGCAGCAACUGGUCUCUCAUGGCCGGCGCGAGAGUGGAGUGACCCAUGCAGUUCAAGAAGGAGUCGCGGAGACAAGCGAUCGUCGCAGCUAUGUCGAGCAUCGCUUCAUCAAGGUCGAUGGUAAAUGGAAGAUCGCGAGGAUCACCCCAAAGUUGAUUUACAACACGGGUAACUUCAUGCGGAUACGUCGGCCAGAGGGAGAUUCGUAA
This is a messenger RNA of Diaporthe citri, 432 nucleotides long. RefSeq lists its product as uncharacterized. Gene Ontology annotation, biological process: melanin metabolic process. Gene Ontology annotation, molecular function: scytalone dehydratase activity. The record is from RefSeq and is a predicted model, not a curated record. The transcript has 2 exons. Bases 1 to 432 code for a protein of 143 amino acids. Lineage: Eukaryota; Fungi; Ascomycota; Sordariomycetes; Diaporthales; Diaporthaceae.